This is a messenger RNA of Lacerta agilis (Sand lizard), 3531 nucleotides long. Its product is annotated as maestro heat-like repeat-containing protein family member 2A. The record is from RefSeq and is a predicted model, not a curated record. Lineage: Eukaryota; Metazoa; Chordata; Lepidosauria; Squamata; Lacertidae. The transcript has 29 exons. Gene Ontology annotation, cellular component: cytoplasm. The coding region runs from base 352 to 3531 and encodes 1059 amino acids.
UGUUCCAAACCUCCAAUAUCCGGCUUCACUGGAUAGCCCUGAGUCCUAGAUUUACAAGAGAGGGAAAGGAAACAUCUCCCUGUCACUUGGAUAACCUGGGGCUUCUUUGGAGGGGAGGGGAGUAUGCCUGCCCCUUCCCAGAUGCCUUGAGACUCCAAUGGGGCUGACACCAGGUGUGCCAGUUGAUGGCUUCCGGCUUCCAUGGGGCUGCUGGUGAGGUAUUGCAUGGUCUUGGAAAUAUGUAUUGGGAGUCUCAACAUCCAUAACCUGUGUGUGUUUGUAAGGGCUAGUUGCAAUUGUUGAAAAUUCCAUCUUGGGACAGAAAACACAGAGCAAAAGGCAUAUAAGGGCAUGACUGACGAGGGAGAAUCAUCCAGUGAAGGUCACCUCCACUCCAUCAGCCACCUCCUGCAACUCCCAGAGGCCGCAUCCCAGAAGGAGGUCGUCCUCUGCAUUGUGAAGGCGGCUCGCAGCCAGCCAGCUGCCGUGAUACCGGUUCUCGUGAUGAUGCUCCAGCAGGACGAGGCUUCUGCCUGGCAGAAGGUGGCCAUCUAUCGCAGUCUGCGGGCCAUGAUGGAGCACGGCCUGGAGGUGGAGCCUGCCGGCGAAUUCAUCCUUGCAGCCUCCAAGCACCUGAGGGCAUCCCCAGAUGAAGUGCCCCGGGAGCUUCAGGCAGCGGCAAGCAGCACUCUGGCCACUUUUGCCUGCCAUCACUUCCACCCCAUAAUGAUGGAGCUCCAGCACCAGCUCAAGCCCUUUGCCCCGCCAGAUGAGUUCACUCUCCUGACCCUGGGGAAGAUCGCAGCCAGCAAUGUGUACAGCUGCGUCCCUUUCCUGGGCAUCACCCUGACCACCCUGCAGACCGCCAUGCGCCGGAUCGAGGAUGGACGGAGGCGCAGGGCUCUAUGCACAGCCCUGGAGCAGAUGUGUGGGGCAAUCCGGAUAUACCUGCGGACCUGGGAGCGAAGCUCUUACCCCCGCAUCAGCGUCCAGCAGUUCUCUGCCUACCUGCUGCCUCUCUACUCCUGCAUGACCCGAACUUGGCUCCCUGGAUGCGAUGCCCAGGUCCAGCUGGCUGUCUUGAAGACUCUGAGCCCCAUCCUGCGACUCCUGCUGCCCAGGACAGACUUCCAGGCUCAGAUCUACAGCGACAUCUCUCUGCUCCUAGCCCAGUAUGAUAGCAGCACGGAGACUUUCCUCGUCACAAAGAUCCUGGGCCAGAUCCUGGAAGCGUCUCUUGUGAACAACAACCCAAUCCCAAGGGAGCAUGUGGGGCCCCUCACCUGCGCUCUGGUUCGCCAGAUCUGCACCAGGGGACAGAAAUGGCCGCCUCACCCGCAAUGUGAGGAGAACUUCAAAGAGAUCGCUCGCAUCUUCCUGCGCCUGGCCCGUCUGCACCCCUCUGGGCUGAUGGGGGUCUUCCAGGGGAAGGUGGAAAAGCGCCAAGAAGACGUCUGUGUGGUGCUCCUGAUGUUGUUCUCUGAAAUUGUCGGUGCCCAGCUGCCCGAGCUCUGGAGCAGGAGGCAGCUGUGUGUGAGGGUAGUCAAGGCCGCUCUGGGUGACGACAGCACCAGGGUCCGCCUGGCCACGCUCCGGGCCAUUGGGAGGCUGCUGCGCACCAGCUACCUGGAGAGGAUCGAAGGCUGGCCUCUGAACUACGUCUCCCUGCAGAUGGCUGUGUCUGCCCACCAGCUGACACACCCCACACUGAGCCUCCCCUUGGGCGGCUUGGAGGAGAAGGCCAUUGGAAUUGCCGGCGCAGAGGUCCUCCACAUCGCUGUGGCUUCAGGAAGGGGCACCAGCCAGGAAUUGUGGACCAAGUUGCUGAGCUACCUCAUGCAGCCCCCCUACGUGGCUUUAGUCACCCCCCUCUGCCACGCCUUGAGACUGCUGGCAGAGCAGCGACUACGUUGGGUGGGCCACAAGCAGAAUGGCCUGGGGACAGGGGGUUUACCAACUCCACAAGAAUUGAUGGCGCGGCUCCUGGCCCUCGCUGUCUCCCCCUUGGAAGGGACCGGCCGAGGAGCUGCCGUGCUGCUCCUGAUGAACGCCCUACGCCCAGAGGCCUACAGGGAUGUGGGGGAGCACUGGUGGGUGGAGAUACCUGCCCUGGUCCGCUAUCUGGAAGGCCACAGCAAGUACACGCUCGAGCCUGCAGCCUGGGAAGCCAAACUCUUGGAGUUCCUGCAGAAGUCAUUACGGAGGAGUGAAGCGGGAGGCUGGAACCUGGUGCUGGGGAAGGAACUCGCCAAGCAGCUGAACACCUACCACAACUGCUCUGCGGAGAAAGGCUUCCUCUACAAGGCCUUGGGGAUGGCGCUGUCCGCCGCAGGGGAUGCGGAUGGGGUGGCACAGACACUUCUGGAUCUGCUGCUGCACACAGAUUACAUGGAGGAAGCCCAGCAAAAGAGCCUGCCGGAGCCAGGGAGGGGCAGCGUGAAGAGCGCCCUCCUCCUGCUUUAUGGCAGCACGACGGUCCGUGCCCCCUGGGAACAGCUUCUGCCUCUGCUGGCGAGUGAAUUUGUGCGCGGAUCCUGCGCCAUUACACAUCUGAAUUGUCAGUGGGACAUAGCCCAAGGGGAAGGAGACAGAAUGGGGGCCAUUCUGACAGCUGUCCUUUCUGUUUUGCAGGAACUGGGCUGCCCCACUGGGCGAAAAAAGGGAGCCACAGAUGCUGAGCUGGCCCUGAGCUUCUCCCAGUGUGUGUCUGAGAUCAGCCUUUCGAUCCUGAGCAAAGGCGAUGCCCCGUCCUUCUGCCUGCCCCAAAAACGCCUCCUGCUUGACCUCCUCGUAGACAUUAUCAAAGCAGAGCCCCUCGAUGCCCUUGUAUCCCCUGUCCGCCAGCAAGUGAUGGUUGCCCUCCGCCACUUGAGCCAUGUGCCAGAGCAGCUGAGCCGGGAGGAGAACCAGGUGCUGGCAGAGGUGGCCAUGAGCAGCGGUCUUCGCUCUUCCUCCUUUGGGGCUGCAUCGCUGCCUUCCAGCGUUCAAGUGCUGCAUACAGGUGCCCUGACAUCCCUGUCGGAACUGGUGGAGACUCUGCUGGAGGAAGAGGUGGUGAGGGUGGAGCAAAGGGAGAGUGCCAAUUUGCAGUGGUUCCAACAGGCCUUCCAGCUCCUGGGGUACUGGAUGGUGUCGGAGCGGGAAUGGGAGCGUGCCCGGGCUUUGCAGCUUGGGGUGCACUUGCUUCGGACCCAUUGCCAGAAGACCAGUGCUUCCCCACGGAUCCCCCCGGAGCAAUUCAGCCUCCUGGCUGGGGUGCUGGGGCCUUUCACCUGUGACGUGCUGGGCAGCAUCCGGCAGGGUGCCGUCGACUGCAUCAGGGUCUUGCUAAGCACCCAAGGCACCCAAAGGCCAAGGGGCCGCUUGGUGUCCUGGCAGCUCCACUGCAUCCAACGCAAGCUCCGGAGUGAGAGCAGCCCCCGGGAGGUGCACACAGCCUCUCUCCAGCUGGCAAAGGUAUUCAAUGGGCAAAGCCAGAUAGGUGGCAGUCCUUUUGAAGAGCUGGAUCGACCCACCAACAUCCUGGUGUGA